Malania oleifera is the source of this 2356-nucleotide messenger RNA. Its product is annotated as endoglucanase 24-like. The record is from RefSeq and is a predicted model, not a curated record. The transcript has 4 exons. Gene Ontology annotation, biological process: carbohydrate metabolic process. Lineage: Eukaryota; Viridiplantae; Streptophyta; Magnoliopsida; Santalales; Ximeniaceae. Gene Ontology annotation, molecular function: hydrolase activity, hydrolyzing O-glycosyl compounds. The coding region runs from base 529 to 2016 and encodes 495 amino acids.
AAAUGCAAGUAGUUAUUAUUUUAUUGAUUAAAAUUUUAGAGCAUAUAGGACAUUGGCAGUCACAAGUAAAGGGAGAAAAUUAGAAAAUACUAAAGAAAUAAAAAUUAAUUUGCAGCUUUCUUUGGAACGUGGUAUGCCUUGGAUGGAAAGCCAAGAAUUUUCAUCUUAAAUUCUUCUUCUUAUGGUCCAUUCUGUUUUCUGUGUACGCACCGUCACCCUAUCAAAUCCCCCCAUAGCCCUUUUGCCUACCGGCUAACAGUCCAUAAAUCCUUCCAUCCACGCGCGACUUCACUCGUGCUGGGUACGCGUGACCCGGCAGCCGCUAGGGAGAAGGAGCGCGUGCAUUGCGCCGCUUGCCCGAACGCAGCAAAAUGGGUGACGCACUUCAAUGUCCUCAUUCGCUUUUAGUUACUGAGGAGGGACCCACCGAACCCGGCCACUCCGUCGUUAAGUACUCGACUCGACUCUCUGUGAUGCAUGUGAGUGUCGGCAUUUUCAUUUUCACAACUCUUCUCCCUCUCUUCAUCAAUGGGGUUCUUUUCUCUUGGUCUUCUUGUAGUUCUUGCUAUUAUUUCUGUUCUCAAAUUGCCGGUAACGGAAUCGGGAAACCACGACUACGGAGACGCAUUGUCGAAAUCGAUAAUGUUCUUCGAGGGGCAGAGGUCGGGGUAUCUGCCGGCGGACCAGCGGCAACAGUGGCGGGGCAAUUCGGGGCUCUCCGACGGCUCGCAAUGGGGUGUUGACCUCACCGGCGGCUACUACGACGCCGGAGACAACGUCAAGUUCGGAUUCCCGAUGGCGUUCACGACGACAAUGCUGGCGUGGAGCGUGAUCGAGUUUGGCGACUCGAUGCCGCCGGCGGAGCUCCGGAACGCGCUGGUGGCGAUUCGAUGGGCCACGGAUUACUUUCUCAAGGCGGUUUCUCAGCCAAAUACGAUAUUCGUGCAGGUUGGCGAUCCAGUUGCAGACCAUAGUUGCUGGGAGAGAUCGGAGGACAUGGACACCCCGCGGACCGUCUACGCGGUGGAAGCGCCGAACCCGGCGUCGGACGUCGCCGGGGAGACCUCGGCGGCCCUCGCGGCCGCCUCGAUGGCGUUCCGGUCGUCGGACCCGGGGUACUCGGAGACGCUGCUGCGGUACGCCGUUAAAGUGUUCGAUUAUGCAGACACUUACAGAGGAUCUUACAGCCAGAACCCCGCCGUUAACGACGGCGCGUGCCCCUUUUACUGCGACGGCGGUGAUUAUAAGGAUGAGUUGCUGUGGGGGGCGGCAUGGCUGAGGAGGGCGACUCAGGAUGAGACGUAUCUAAACUAUGUGGAGACCAACGCGAAGAUGUUUGGUGCGGAUGAGAACAUAUACGAAUUUGGGUGGGCCAACAAGCAUGCUGGUCUCAAUGUCCUCGUCUCCAAGGAAUUUUUGGACGGAAAGGUAGACACACUGCAAUCCUACAAAGAAUCAGCCGAUAGCUUCAUAUGCGCGCUGGUGCCGGACUCCCCAACAGCCCACAUACAAUACACCCCGGGGGGGCUCAUAUACAAGCCCAACGGCAGCAACAUGCAGCACGUCACCUCCAUCUCCUUCCUCCUCCUCGUCUACGCCUCCUACCUCUCACGCGCCGCCCAGCCCCUCGCCUGCUCCUCCGUCCCCGUCCAACCCGCCGAUCUCCGCCGGCAAGCCCGGAGGCAGAUCGACUACAUUCUAGGGGACAACCCCAAGGGCAUGUCCUACAUGGUAGGGUACAGCGACUAUUACCCGCAACACAUCCACCACAGGGGCUCAUCCCUGCCGUCCAUCUCUGAUCACCGCGAGUUCAUCGCCUGCAAAGAGGGGACCGUCUACUUCAACUCCACCAAUCCCAACCCGAACUCGCUGGUGGGGGCCGUCACCGGUGGGCCCGGCGAGGACGACGUCUACGAGGACGACCGGGCGGACGCUCCAAAGUCCGAGCCCACCACGUACAUCAACGCGCCGUUGGUGGGCGCUCUGGCGUAUUUUAGUGCCAACCCCAGUGCGUAGGUUAGUCCGCAGCCGUUCGAGUCAGAAACAAGUUGUGGUAAUGAAAGCGUGUGCGUGCGUGUGUGGCUCAGUGGCUCUCGUCUUGCUUUACUCGAGCAAAGAGGGAAGAGGCUAGCUAGGGUGUUUGAAGUUGAGACCCCUAGGUCAGAAAAAUGAGUCCAAGUGUUUGUGGUGAUUACUUCUUUUGUUUUUGUUUUUGUUUUUGUUUUUUUUUUUAAAGGAGCUUUGUUUUGAAAAGAUGAAGCAUAUAAUUGCUUUCAAAUCAUAGAAAUGUAAAAUUUUGUUGCAGCAAAUCGUUGCGACAAUUUGGUUAAUGUUUGGAAAGUUGAUUUUGGAGGAA